AUGGUCACGAUCAGGCGCUACCUGAGGAUUCCCCAAGAGCUGAGGCCUACUCAGAUAUUCAGACAAGACUCCCUUUCGCCCAUCAAGAUAGCAUUGCAGAUUAUUCUGCUCCAGCUCUUUUAUUACUGCACCGCCUACAUAUUAUUUUAUGGAUGGGCAAGGCUGGGUGGCUAUGAUGUCUCGAUAACAAAAUGGCUCUUUACAUGGGAAUUCAUUGAUUUCUCAAAUUCGCUCGGCAUCGUGUUGUCACUUCUUUGGCUACUUGAUUCACUGAUAUGCGUUCUCUUCCUGACGGUAAUUGUUGGUAGGAGCAAACUGGCAUGGGAUUUUGGCAUUACUAUUCAUGCAGUCAACUUGCUUGUGGUGUGGAUCAACACGGGCAGAUGGCCGUCACUCUCUUGGUUUGUGGUUCAACUCUUGUCCUCAGCGAUUUUAGUGUUUCUUGGAACAUGGACCACCAGGUGGAGCGAACUGAGAGACACUUUUUUUGAUGGGUUAGUAAGUUCGCAGCCUAACCCAGAGGGCCAAGUUGAAAUGAAAGAUUUGGAAGCCCAGAAACCUAUAUAA
This is a messenger RNA of Lachancea thermotolerans CBS 6340, 567 nucleotides long. It is a transcript of the gene SYS1, whose product is annotated as Sys1p. Gene Ontology annotation, cellular component: trans-Golgi network; Golgi membrane. Gene Ontology annotation, biological process: Golgi to endosome transport; Golgi to plasma membrane protein transport; protein localization to Golgi apparatus. NCBI's taxonomy places the organism in Eukaryota, Fungi, Ascomycota, Saccharomycetes, Saccharomycetales, Saccharomycetaceae. The coding region runs from base 1 to 567 and encodes 188 amino acids. The transcript has a single exon. The record is from RefSeq and is a predicted model, not a curated record.